AUGGAAUAACCGCUUCGAGUGGUACGUGUAAAAAUCCUUUUAAAAAAAUGUUUAUAAGAACUUGUGACGUCAACGGAGUGUCACCAACUCAUCGCGGCCAAAGGCGGUUCAUUAAGUUUUGGAAGACCCAAUGUGGUUCCUGCCAAUGCGCAUGUCGCGUUCUAAAUUUAUCGUCUUAUGUCUCGUGGUAGGUGUCCGUUUGUCGUCUUAUGUGUCAAAGGGUUACUAAUGUCUUCCAUUUUACUACAUUUCGAGAUUUUUUGAAUUGUCUUCUCAACCUCUGGUUCCUAUCCCAACGCGUCGAUGCUGCUAUCGGAAGAAUGGACGCUUUAUCAUCCACGAAAAGCGAGAAUGUUCAUCUGGUGUCGUUCUCGACCAACUGUGAUCAAACAUCUUCCAAAAAAACACUCGUACCUCUAACGAUAACUGUCAAUGGUAGGAUAUCUCCGUGGCUACCCGAAAUUCCUCCUAACAACGAGAAAAAUGUCAAAUUGGUCGGCUUCUCACUCAAUAAUAGUUUGAAGAGAGAUGCUAGAAGUAUGGAUGAUAAAAAAGCCAAAUUAGAAGAAGAAAGGCGUGAAAGAAUCGCCAAGUUAAUGCAAGAGACUCAAGAAUGGUUCUCUCAAAUGCGUCAAGAGAAUCAGAAGUGGAGGAGGGGAGUCAGCGAUUCCAGUCCCAUAGAUGCUACUAGACUACUGAAAGAAGCUCAAGAUAGAUUUUCGGCCGGAGACGACGAUUUAUUUACCAAAUUCGUUCGCGAAAACCAGGAGAGAUUCGCCGAAUUAUUGGAAGAAAAUGGUCACAUUUUUACAAAUUUUCCUCGACCCUCCAGCAUGUACUUUUAUCCGGGAAAGAGUGGCAGGGAUUCAGGUAAUAGUUUCGACACGUCGGAACUAACCCAGAACGAAGUACGAACUCUGAACUGUACCCAAAGUUUCAGCACGCGCCAAUCUUCGUAUAGUCAUAACGUGCAAAAUAUUUUUAACCACGGAAUGCCGACAGUCAAAGGCUGCAAAACUAACACCUUCGAUGACAGUUGUGCCAAAAUGGAUCACAACGAUUCUCCCGAUAUUAAUUUAUCGUCACCUACCAAGGUACAAUUUAGGAGUAAUAAAUCGCAAGGUGCUUAUCACAUGACUUCCUCUAGAAGUGUGUUUGAAUAUUGUGGAAGGACUAACACAUACAGAUUCAGCAGUGAACAAGUUACACAAUCUUAUGAGCAAGGAUAUGAAAGUAUUUCUGAGAGUGAAGAUGAAGAAGAAGAAUCAGAUGCCAUUAGUACAAUUGGAGAAGCCAGUGAAUUUGAUGAAAGUAGUAUGCAAGAUGUUGAUGCAAGAAGUGAUUCAGGCUGCAUGUUAGCUUUAGAGUAUGAAACAAAAAAGAAUAAAAUUGAUAAAGUUCAACAAACUCUACAUAAAAUAGCAACAGAAAUUCUAACAACAGAAAGAACCUAUGUUAAUAUUCUCCAUCUUCUUGAUCAAGUAUUUGCCUUCAGAGUAGAUCAAGAAAACAGAGCUCAUCCAAUGUUUUCCCAGGAAAUAGUUUCACAGAUGUUUUCAAAUUUAAAAUCAAUAUAUAAAUUACAUCAUGAUUUUUUAUUACCACAAUUAGAAGAAAGGAUGCAAAAAUGGGAAACAGAACAACGGAUAGGAGAUGUAAUGAAAAAUUUUGCACCAUUUUUGAAAAUGUAUACAGAAUAUGUAAAAAAUUAUGACAAUGCUAUGAACUUAAUUAACAUAUGGUACCAUAAACAACCGUUAUUUGCUCAAAUUAUGGAUGAUAUUCAUACAAUGGAAGAAUGUGGAAAUCUCACAUUACAUCACCACAUGUUGACUCCGGUUCAGAGAGUUCCUCGAUAUCAACUUUUGCUCAAAGAUUACUUAAAAAAACUACCAGAAGAUUCUAUAGACAGGCCAGAUACAGAAAAGGCUUUAGAACUUGUUUCUACAGCAGCAAACCAUGCAAACGAAGCUAUGAAAAAAAUUGAUAAAUUUAAAAAACUUCUAGAAAUUCAAGAUAUGAUUGGUGGCGUUAUAGAUUUGGUGAGUCCCAGUCGGGAAUUAUUGAAAGAAGGAAAAAUUAUAAAGAUUUCUGCUCGAAGUGGAGAUCAUCAAGAAAGACAUCUGUUUUUGUUCAAUGACAUGUUGUUAUUAUGCAGUCAGAGGCUGAUUGCAAAUAGAGUUGUUUCAGGACCACUUUUUCGCAUCAGAGCAAGACUGGAUGUGGAUGGUCUAACAGUACUUGAAGGAGAUAAUUUAGAAACUGCAAACACAUUUUACAUAAGAAAUACUGGCCGUUCCAUAGAGUUAUAUACACAAACUCUUGAAGAGAAACAAGAAUGGAUGCAGCUAUUAGCAAAAGCAGUAAAUGAUUUAGCAACUAAGAAAAGUUCUUUGCGAGUUGGAAAAUACGAUUUAAGGUCUCCAGAUAGUCUAGAACUUGGAAAACGGGCUCCAACAUAUGCUAAAUCUGAUGGCAUUGGUCAUUGUAUGUGUUGUGGCACUGCCUUUAGCACUUUUGCAUUCAAAAGAAAGCAUCACUGCCGAGCCUGUGGCAUUCUUGCUUGUAUGAAGUGUCUUCCUCAGAAGGUUCCAUUGUCAUAUGACGAUAACAAGCAGGGACGAGUUUGUGGUCAGUGUCAUGAGAUUAUCUCAAAACAAUUGGAUGAAAAGCUUGAUCUCCAAGAAGAAGUAGAAAAUCACAUCCAUCAGAAAGGAGUCUUAGAAGUUCAUCCUUCUGAUCCAUCAGUAAUCAGUGGCUAUUUGCAACUAAAAGCACGCAGUCGAACAUGGAUUCCACGAUGGUUUUCUUUACAUGAUGAUUUUGUAUUAUAUUCUUUUCGGUCUCAUGAAGAUGAUCGUGCUUUAACAUCCAUGCCAGUUCCCGGUUAUACAGUCUCUCUACCUGAAAAGGGUGACAAUGUGGAUGGUCGAGAGAAUGUUUUUAAAUUAUUCCAUAAGAAAAAAGUUUAUUAUUUUCAAGCAGCUAACAAUAUCCAACUACAAAAGUGGAUUACUGCUUUAGAAAAAGCAUCAAGAGCUGAAAAUGCAAGCUGACAGCCAUAAGCUCUUAAUUUUUUUGUUGUACAGUCAUAUUUUAUUUUCAAAAGCAAAAGCUGCCUAGUCAAUGAUUAUUUCAUUUGAUCAAUUUUUAAUAUGGAAACAUUUAUCAUUGAAAUAAUCUUGUGUUAUAUACUUCAUUAAUGAAGUAUAUAACACAAGAAUAAGAAAAUGAUAAGAGUAAAAAGACCAAAACACUAUUAGCAUGUAUCCAUAUUUUAAAUUGGUAAGAAAUGGUCCUGUUAUCAAAUGAUGACUGUGUCCAUUGCUUGUAUAUGUUUGUAUUAUAUUGAAGUAUUUGUACAAAGCCUUUUUAAGGCAAUAAUUUUUCAUUAUGUAAAGAAAAUGAUCAAAACUUAGCAUCAGAUUAUGAAUAAGUUGUACGAAUAAAAAUAAAUAACAUUCUAGGAUUUACAAACUGUUUUAUUUAUAGUGCACAGUUAAACAAAAAGUGAACA
Messenger RNA from Centruroides sculpturatus (bark scorpion), 3517 nucleotides. RefSeq names its product FYVE, RhoGEF and PH domain-containing protein 2-like. The transcript has 17 exons. The coding region runs from base 210 to 3056 and encodes 948 amino acids. Gene Ontology annotation, biological process: filopodium assembly; cytoskeleton organization. Lineage: Eukaryota; Metazoa; Arthropoda; Arachnida; Scorpiones; Buthidae. Gene Ontology annotation, molecular function: metal ion binding; guanyl-nucleotide exchange factor activity. Gene Ontology annotation, cellular component: cytoplasm. The record is from RefSeq and is a predicted model, not a curated record.